This is a messenger RNA of Fusarium musae, 783 nucleotides long. RefSeq lists its product as uncharacterized. The record is from RefSeq and is a predicted model, not a curated record. Bases 1 to 783 code for a protein of 260 amino acids. NCBI's taxonomy places the organism in Eukaryota, Fungi, Ascomycota, Sordariomycetes, Hypocreales, Nectriaceae. The transcript is spliced from 2 exons.
AUGCGUCCCGCCUCGAACCUCCUUCAGCUGGCUGUCUGCCUUUCCUCCGUUGCCCCUCUAGCGGCAGCAUGGCCUAGCUGGUUUCCUCCUGCUGAUUCAGUCGUUGUCCGACGCGUUGCACAUGAAGCCAUGCCACAGGAGACCGGCGUUAUCAAGGCUCGUCAAGACAAGACCGACGAUGAAGAGGCUUCGAGCACCCGAAAGAACACCGCCAAACAGACCAACUUGAACACCGCCAAAGUCGAGACGGGGACUGAGACCGGAACUGCAGACAACACAAAGACCGCUACCGAGACAGGCAAGAAGAAGUCUGGCACCAAAACUGGAACAUCUGCGCCCAAGCGCACAACCUUUUCUGCGGAUGUCCAGCCCGGUGGUGUGAGCAUGACACUUCCCGAUACCAUGUAUGUUCCCACACCUCUCUUCAAGAUUGGUGAUUACGCCACCUUUGGCUGGAACUACACCUCACUUGAGGGCACACCAACCGCCAUCGACGUCCUCGUCAGCCAGUCUUCCGCAGGCGAGACAUACACUCUCACUGCCAACAUGACUUUUGCGACCAACCCCACCUUCGUCUGGGACACCAGCAAGCAGGCCAACGACCCCGAUGCUCCCCUCGUGGUCGGCAUGUACACUCUCAUCAUCAAGGAUUCUGACUCGGCCGUUACCGACAUGCCCUCUCCUGGCUACCUGCAAGUGGAGAAGACCUUCCAGUUUGGCAUGUACACACCUGCGGCCUACACACCCUAUCCCCAGUGGAACUGUGAUAUCUGCAACAACUAG